AGCGCGGGAACUGUACACGGUAUAAACAAAUAAAUCUUAAUAAAUGUUUAAAACGUGGAAAAUUCAAUGCAUUUUGGCACCCAAGAGGUAGCAGGAAGAAGCCGCGAAGUCGCGCUUAAGCAAAAAACUUAUCGGUAGAUAUCCACGGCACAAUGGCCGGGACGCCAACAACAAUGCCUGAUAUUCGAAGAUGCGUAGUUAAAGUGAAACGCAUUAAGCCCAACGAAAGUGUAAUAUCAAAGGGAAAGGAGUCAAUCUCCAAACUAAAGGGGGGUAAUAUUUCAUCGCGUGACGCUAUAGCAUGCGACACGAGUGUCUUUCAACCAUGUCGCAACUCCACGAUGUGCGUGGCCAAAACCCCCAAGGCGCAAAAGAUGAACGUCACGGCCGCCAAUUUAACAAGCGCAAAUAUAACACCACUUCGCAUACGCCUCAAGCGGAUGCGUCUGCCCAGUCCCAAGCCAGUGGAGACGGCGACAGCGACAACAGUGCAGCCGGCAGCUACAUCGCCAGUUCAUGUGAACAAAGGCCCCUUGGCUAAGCCGGCUGAGGCAGAGACAAACACAUCAGUGCAGAGCAUAACUCCCGUUCGAGUUCGGAUCAAAAGACUCCCAGUGGCUAGGCCAGCGGAGACAGCAACAGCCGCGCAGAGUACCACAACGCAGGCCAGUGAGCAAGGGCAUCGGUUUUUCCACAGAGAUCAGCCACCGACACGAACACGGUCUUCCGUCACCCGCAACGUCUACGAGUUCCUCUCUCAAUCCCAGAUUGAAGAUGGCAAAUGUCGCGAGGAUCCUGCGGCUGAUAUAAUCAAAAAAAUGGUUAAGGCCGGCAAAGCGUGUGUAAUGGUGCGCUCCAAAAAGGAUGGCAAACUUCGUGCCAAGCCCAUCAAGAAGGUCAGACCAGUGGGCAAGCGAAGGCAAUGCUCUCUGAAAAAUUUGGAAAAUGCCAAGCCCAAAGAGGACACGAUAGUGGACCAGAUGCCUACGGCGGCGCCCUUGUCGCCGAUUCCCGAGCCCCAUCAUGAUGUGGAUAGCAGUGAUGUGGAAGCACCCAACGCUGCACCUUUUGAAGUAUCUGUGAGUGUGCAUAGCCCCCCACAGGCUCGCUUCUCUGUCCAACGGAAGUCAUCAUCGAUGCAGCACCACCCCAGCCCAUCCGCAGUCGAUGGCGCCUACAGCCAUUUGGCACGUUCUGUAUUGCUUCAUGAAACCAAGACACACGAUCCACAAAACUCAAUGGAGAGACGCCGCCAACUGGUGAAUAUGGCGCGCAAAUUUGUGAGCACACCGCUCAAUCGUAAGAGCCCCAACAGCAAUGUCACAGCAUCGGCGAUAUCCCCGAUUCCACGACAGACUGUGCUGGUCAGUCCAUCGGGUGGUGCCUCGCCCUGGCGAGUAUCUGACGAGUCGGCCAUGCCGAAUACAUUCGUAUUCGGUUUCAACACAUCACAGCUGCCAUCGUAUUCCAGCGAUCAUAUUCAACGCCGCCGGCAUGUCUAUGUGCCAGACGAAGCAGCGGAAGCUGCACCAGUGGAGGAACCAACCGAACAGAAUCUAGCUAACGAUGAGUCCAUUUGUCCGGCCUUGCAUGCGCACAGCCUGGGAUCGAAUGCAAACGACUCGAACGAGGAAAAUAUGACACCGCCAGCUGGUGCCCAUAAGACCCUGACAACAUCCAAUGAUCAGGAAGAUGUGGAGAACAUUGAAAAUGUUGUACAUUUGCCAAAUCCACGCAGGACGCUGCAGGAACGUGCUCCUCUCAAAGACAUCAACAUAUUGGAUGUGGUUAUGCUGCCAUCGUGGAAGAAGAAUACACAAAACACAACCAUAACGCCCACGAAAGCCUCUACACCCGCAAGGACGAGUUCCCUGGCCAUUCAGUCUUUCGGCUUUGAUGAGUUCUUGGAGCAGGAAGAGAGUCCUAGACGCAGCAGUCCACCAGCAAAACGGAAGAAGACGCUCCACACGCCUAGUAAGUGCGGAAAUCUGUUUGGCUUCGAAGAAUUCAUAGAAGAGGACGAAUCGGCCGCGUGCAGCUCUCAAGCUGCUGGCAAACAAAAUGUCACGCUGCACGAGAAACUGCAGCGACUGAGGGAGCUGCGGCCAACGGGUAAAGAACUGUCACAGGUUUCCAACGCUACGCUGAGUCGUUCAGUCGAAUGUUUUGGCGAGUUGGAGCCAAGACAGCGCGACAUUCGGGACGUGAUGUGCUCCACCAUGUUGGCCGCUGAAACGCCGAAACGGCAAGCUGCACUGGCUGCAGACGCGUCGGCUGCAUUGUUCAGAGACUCGGACCCCGAACCGGAGACAACAUUUGACGAAAAGACACACAGACGCACCUAUGUGAAGGAGAAGCCCAAGCGCAAGCGGAAGCAACGUGUGCAAGUGCUGUACAUAGACAGUGGAUCAUCGGACGACGAGGAUGAGGAGAACGAGCCGGACUCGCGUGACAACAGCGUCGACUCUCCAAAGAAAAGAGCACCUGGGCCGCCACACAAACGCUCACGCAAAGAUAUGGAGCACGAGGCCAAAAUGCAGCAGUUUAUCACCAGCUUCAACAAGGAAUGCGAGGAGGUGCAGCAGUUUCCAAUGGUCAUUGAAUAGCCCAUAGGAUUAUUUAGCUUUUUAAUUUGUUUUUUUUUCGCCCUUCGAUCGUGUGAACUUUGGCUUUAAGUUAAGAAAGUUUUCAUUUGCGAAUUCGAAUGAAUCUCGCUAACAAUUAUCUGUUGUUCGCAUAGGAGUACCCCUUUAUAUUAUGUAUUAUUUCUAUACUAUUCCAUGUAAAUUACCGGAAAAAUAUAAUUUUGUCCACAGUGUCAAUCAGCAUUAAGUAGAAAGUCGGAAUUGUGAAGCCUUUUUUCUGCAUUAAACAUUUAAAAUCCAA
Molecule: messenger RNA, 2886 nt
Organism: Drosophila subobscura
Lineage: Eukaryota; Metazoa; Arthropoda; Insecta; Diptera; Drosophilidae
Gene: dmt
Product: protein dalmatian
Exons: 3
Coding region: 153-2606 (817 amino acids)
Source: RefSeq, a predicted model, not a curated record